AUGAACUAUCAAAGCUAUUAUAGCAAUACCGAGCAACCUAUAACCAUCCACAAUGCAGCUCCUUCACAGACUAGAAGAGGACCAUGGUCUCCAGAUGAAGACAGGAAACUAAUGGAGCUAAUAUCCAUCUUUGGACCCUCUAACUGGGUAAGGAUAUCUAGCAACCUAGGCACGAGAACUCCUAAACAGUGCAGGGAAAGAUAUCACCAGAAUUUGAAACCAAGCUUGAAUAAGUCACCGAUUACAAUAGAGGAGGGCGAGUUGAUAGAGAGGUUAGUGGGUAAGUAUGGUAAAAAAUGGGCAGAGAUUUCUAGACACCUCAACGGUCGUAGUGAUAAUGCUAUAAAGAACUGGUGGAAUGGUGGUGCCAAUAGGCGAAGAAAGGCUAGUCUUGCGAGUAAUGAAUAUAGAAGAGAUCUGACCACACUGCUGCUGCAACAGAUGCUGUCGACUUCGAGUGAAUCGACGCAGCAAGGACUGCUGCUGCAACUGCCACCUCAGAGUCAGAGUUCUCAGCAGAGCACCAAUACACACCAGCACCUGCUGGUACUGCUCCCUCCGAUUUCGUCGCUGGUGCAUCUUCCCCCGCCACACCUUCCUCAGAUCGCCUUCAAUACGUCAAUGUUCAAUUCCGAGAAGGAAGCAUCAGCCAAAACAUCUCCUCCGUCCGACCUGUUGCACUCACCAGUGAAACAAAAAUCGAGCAGGUCCUCAAGUCUUGAUGUUACUUCGCAAAAUGUGUUACCUCCCAUAGCGUCCACAAAGAGAAGGCUACUAGACGAGAGUCUGACAUCUAGGCGACAUUCUACUUCAAAUUCGAUGUAUCUGCAGAACAAUAGUAGCUUGUUGACUCGGUCACACCCAAACUUAUCGUCUACAUUGUCUUCAACUUCGAACACGCCUCCUUAUUAUGGGAGUCCCUUGACCAUGAGCAGAAAUAAUUCAAUCACUCACUGCGAUUUUCACAAUUCGUCUGGUUCUUCUAGGAGGUCAUCCAUUGCACCAGACUUUUUUCCCAAUCCUUUGAAAGACUCCAGUCACAAGAGAACUAUAUCUCAAAAUUCUUUCAAUUCUACGUUUCUGACCCCUUCUAAUAGAUUUAGUAUUUCUAGCGGGUCAGGUGCUACUCCUUUCAAUAAUAUUUUAACUACUACUACAUCCCCUGUUACGUUGAACAGGAAUAACACAGCAAACAUUGUCUUAAAGGAGGAGCAAUUUCAUGUGGAUCACCGACAUAAUAAUAAUGCUAAUAAUUCGGCAACCACAAACCCCAAUAGUAUUGAUUCAAACAGUACUGUUAGUUCUGGUAAUUCUACGAAUACAAAAACGAAUGAAAAAAUUAAUGUUAAUUCUAAUAAUAGUAAUAUGGCAGGUCAUGGAAGAAAAGAAGUAAAGAUUUCCGUUUCUAGUUUAAUCGAUUAA
Priceomyces carsonii is the source of this 1422-nucleotide messenger RNA. RefSeq lists its product as uncharacterized. The transcript has a single exon. NCBI's taxonomy places the organism in Eukaryota, Fungi, Ascomycota, Pichiomycetes, Serinales, Debaryomycetaceae. The coding region runs from base 1 to 1422 and encodes 473 amino acids. The record is from RefSeq and is a predicted model, not a curated record. Gene Ontology annotation, biological process: positive regulation of transcription by RNA polymerase II; mitotic cell cycle.